GCCCACGGCCUGGAUCUAGAACGAUUUGGGACAGCGAUCCGUGCGGGUGUAAUACGAUGUCUAUAGCAGCGGCCUUUAAGGAUCACGAAAUCUUCGUAACCGGCGCCUCGGGUUUCAUUGGAAAGGCCCUCAUCGAAAAGCUGUUGCGAUCAUGCCCCAGUCUCAAGAAAAUCUACGUUCUGAUGCGGCCCAAAAAGGGGCACAGCAUCGAGGAGCGCCUGCAGAUGCAGGGGGAGUCAAAAUUGUAUAAACGCCUGCAUAAGGAGCAGCCGGAGGCGUGGUCCAAGCUAGUGCCCAUUGCCGGCGACGUGGAGCAGCUGGGCCUGGGCAUUUCUGAGGCGGAUCUGGAGAGGCUGCGUAACGUGACCAUUGUCUAUCACUCGGCGGCCAGUGUACGCUUCGAUGAUCCGCUGCGAUCCGCCAUUCUAAUGAACACACGCGGCACCCAUGAGCUGAUCAAACUGGCCCUGGCCUGGAACAAACUGAAGGCCUUCGUCCACGUGUCCACCACGUACUGUAACCCGAGCGUGCUGGAGGUGGAGGAGCGCAUAUAUCCGGCAAUUGCCGACUGGCGUACCACCAUUAAGCUGGCGGAGACCUACGAUGAGGAGACCCUCGACAUAUUCAACCUGAAAUAUGGAGACUUUCAGCCCAAUUCGUACACCUUCACCAAGAGUCUGUCCGAGCACGUGGUCAACGAUUACAAGGAUCAGCUGCCCAUCUUCAUAUUCAGGCCAUCUAUCGUGGUGUCCACCAUUGAUGAGCCUAUGCCUGGGUGGGCGGACAACUUUAACGGCCCCACCGGACUGCUGGUGGCCUGUGGCGUGGGCAUAUUGCGCUCCCAGAACUGCGAUCCCAAUGUUGUUUCCGAUUUCGUGCCCGCCGAUGUAGUGACACGCGGUCUGAUCCUGGCUGCGUACAAGUUCCUCGUUGAGCCAGAGGCAACGGCCAAGGAUAAGCCGCUCUAUGUGGUCAACUGUGCCACGGCCAAUAUCUCGAAAAUCACCAUGGGCGAGGUCAUCGAGAUUGGCAAGACCUACAUCCGUGAGAAUCCAUUCGAGAAGACGCUUUGGCUGCCCGGCGGCAGUAUUACGCCGUGCCCGGUUCUGCAUUUCAUACGGUUCUGCACCAUGCACCUUCUGAUGGCUGUUGUGGUCGACACUCUGCUGCGCUUGUACAACGAGAAGCCUUUCCUGAUGAAGCUGCAGCGACGUAUUUUCGCCGCCUUUAGUGCGCUGCAUGUGUUCGCCUCCACCGAGUGGCACUUUCACAAUCAGAAUUUCCGGUCCCUGCACGACCUGGUGUCCGCGAAAGAAGUUGACAUUUUUGGAUUUAUGCAGCAUGCAAACAUCGACUACGUGGAGUUCUUUCAGCAUGCCAUUCGUGGCGCCAAGGAGUUCCUGCUGCACGAGAGCCCCAAUAGCAGCAAAAGUGCCCGGUUCCGCGUGAAGGUCUUCUAUGUGCUGGACUCUCUGUGCCGGGCCAUUGUCUAUAGCUUUUUGCUGCGACUCAUCUAUAGAUUUGUUGUGAGCCUGUGGUAGUUCCACCGCCACCGCCACUCACACUACUAGAUUUAUUUUAUUUUUUUUUUACUUUCUUUCUCCAAAGUAGAUGCUUAGCACACCCUCUGCUGCAUAGUUGCACUUAAUUUUAAGGAAAAUUUAUAAAUUUUUUUGGUACUGGUAAA
Drosophila obscura is the source of this 1687-nucleotide messenger RNA. Its product is annotated as putative fatty acyl-CoA reductase CG5065. Gene Ontology annotation, molecular function: alcohol-forming very long-chain fatty acyl-CoA reductase (NADP+) activity. Lineage: Eukaryota; Metazoa; Arthropoda; Insecta; Diptera; Drosophilidae. The record is from RefSeq and is a predicted model, not a curated record. Bases 57 to 1541 code for a protein of 494 amino acids. The transcript has 8 exons. Gene Ontology annotation, cellular component: peroxisome. Gene Ontology annotation, biological process: long-chain fatty-acyl-CoA metabolic process.